AUGGUUGGUAGAGAGAGUGGAUGUCUGGGACAGGAAAAAGCAAGCGAAGAGGUCGAAGUCGAAGUAGAAGCAGAAGCAGAAGAAGCAGAGUGGAAGAAGAAGAAGAAGAAGAAGGGGAGGGAAAGUUGCUUUUUUCAUUGUUGCUUUUUUGCUUUUGCUUUUUUGCUUUUUUUGCUUUUUUGCUUUUUUACUUUUUUACUUUUUGCUGUUGCUUUUGCUUAUUUUACUUUUACUUACUCCGUACAUACGAAAACGAGUCUAUCUCUCUCUCUCUUCUCCAUUACUCUCUCUUGCUCUAUUAUUACUCUAUCAUUACUCUUCUACUUUUACUCUUUUUGUCUUCUACUCUACUCUCUACUCUCUACUCUAUCUACUUCUACUCUACUCUCUCUUAUCUGCUCAUCGCCUUCCUUCUUGAGAAGUCGUCGUCGUCUUCUCCUUCUUCUUCCUUUUCGACUACUUCUACCCUCCUUCCUAAUCCGACUUCCCCCACGCUUGGCGACAUGUCUUGGCAAACAAGGAGAUGCUUCCUCUUUCGAGAAGAAGAAGAAGAAGAAGACAGUAAGAGAAGACAAGAAGAGAGUAAGUAAGUGGGAGAGAGAGAAGAAGAAGAGAGGGACAUUCACCACUCACCACUUGCUCCUCUUACUCUCACUCUCUCCUCUUACUCCUCUUUACUUUACUCUUCUCUACUGUCUUCUCUUAAUGCUUCUCUCUCUUAAUACUUCUUCUCUUAAUACUUCUUCUCUUAAUGCUUCUACCAACCCAGCGCCGAUCAUGCAGGCAUUCCUUAUGUAA
Molecule: messenger RNA, 798 nt
Organism: Trichophyton benhamiae CBS 112371
Lineage: Eukaryota; Fungi; Ascomycota; Eurotiomycetes; Onygenales; Arthrodermataceae
Exons: 5
Coding region: 1-798 (265 amino acids)
Source: RefSeq, a predicted model, not a curated record